Trichomonas vaginalis G3 is the source of this 729-nucleotide messenger RNA. RefSeq names its product transcription-initiator DNA-binding domain ibd family. The record is from RefSeq and is a predicted model, not a curated record. Lineage: Eukaryota; Parabasalia; Trichomonadida; Trichomonadidae. The coding region runs from base 1 to 729 and encodes 242 amino acids. The transcript has a single exon.
AUGCCGGCCGAAGAACCAGAUCCUCGUCCAAGCUACUGGGAACGACUCAGCGAACAAGACAAGCAAACAUACAUGAUUCUCCGAACAACUUUUUCAAGUGCGAAUUGCAAAAAUCGAAGAAACAAAAGCGCAGAAACAUUUAAAGAGAUCAUUGACUCUUUAAAGGCCUUUGUCAUGAGAGGUGAUUCAGAAGAUAGAAACAGAGCACUAGUUUGCGGCAUUUAUUGGUUGAAAGAUUCAAUCGCAAUCAAUACCAGGCAAUUGAUCAAGAUCCUUUCUAAGUGCAAAUCAUCUAUAAACGGAUCAUUCCAGCAGCUUGGCUAUGGAACAAUACCGGCAGGCGUUGAUUCAUGUGGAGAACUCAUAAAAGUUUUCCCAGAGUGGAAUAACAACUUUUCAGAGCUCAGACAAUGGACAGUUAGACAAUUAAUGUCAUCUGCUCCAAAACCAUCAAGUAUAGCAGAGUUUUUGCAGAAAACAUUGCAAAAUCAAAAUCAAACUCAACAAUUUUUUACUCCACCCCCAAAUCAGUUGGAGAUGAUGAAUUUACCAGGAGUGUCAAUAGGAAUGAAUAAUCAAUUCACUUCCGCUCCUCCUGCACCGAUAAUUGAACAGCCUGCUCAGGAUUUUAAUAAUUUCCAUGAGCAGCCACUCAGCCCACAGCCUGAAAUUGAUAGCUAUGCCUUUGAAAAUGAUGACAUAUCUAAUUUUAUGUGGGCUGCUUUCUAA